Molecule: messenger RNA, 3243 nt
Organism: Gavia stellata (red-throated loon)
Lineage: Eukaryota; Metazoa; Chordata; Aves; Gaviiformes; Gaviidae
Gene: HOMER3
Product: homer scaffold protein 3
Exons: 9
Coding region: 226-1287 (353 amino acids)
Biological process (GO): G protein-coupled glutamate receptor signaling pathway; regulation of store-operated calcium entry
Cellular component (GO): plasma membrane; cytoplasm; dendrite
Molecular function (GO): G protein-coupled glutamate receptor binding
Source: RefSeq, a predicted model, not a curated record
GGCCCCUGCCCUCGCCGCCCCGCACGCUCGGGGAUUACUGGGCGUUUCGAGCCAACAGCAAAACUAGCAAGAUUUCGAAGUGAAAUUCCGGAGGAAAUUUAAAGAGCAUCCGGAUCCGGAGAAAGACAGAAAGAAAGAGGAAGGGAGAAAUAAAUCAAAACGUGGGGAGAACCUCGGGCAGUUGGAGAAAGGACGGCGGAGAAAGAAGCUGACACCCAGGCAGAGAUGGGGGAGCAGCCAAUCUUCAGCACCAGGGCCCAUGUUUUCCAGAUCGACCCUGCCACCAAACGGAACUGGAUCCCUGCCAGCAAGCACGCUUUGACGGUCUCCUAUUUCUACGAUGCCACACGCAAUGUGUACCGGAUCAUCAGCGUGGGGGGCACCAAGGCCAUCAUCAACAGCACUAUCACCCCCAACAUGACCUUCACAAAGACGUCCCAGAAAUUUGGACAAUGGGCAGACAGCCGAGCCAACACAGUGUAUGGGUUGGGCUUUGCUUCGGAGCAACAUCUCUCCCAGUUUGCAGAGAAGUUCCAGGAAGUGAAAGAAGCAGCCCGUUUGGCGAGGGAGAAGUCCCAGGAUAAAACAGAGCUCACCAAUCCUGCCCUGAGUAUCACAUCUCACCAGGUACUUCCCAGCCCCAUCAUCAGCUCCAAUGGGCCAGGAGAAGAUAAACUAUUCCGGAGCCAAAGUGCCGAUGUUGAGAUAACAACGGAGAAGGAGCGGCUGAAGAAGAUGCUUUCAGAAGGUUCGGUGAGUGAGGUCCAGUGGGAGGCUGAAUUCUUCAGCCUCCAGGACAACAACAACAAGCUCGUGGCUGCUCUCCAUGAAGCCAACGCCAACGUGGACCAGUGGAAGAAGCAGCUGGCUGCUUAUCAGGAGGAGACGGAAAUGCUGCGGCAGCGGGUAGCAGAACUGGAGUCGCAGGGUGCUCAUGAUUCCUCCAGCGAGAACAACAAGGAAGAGCUGAGCCAAACCCUGGAGGAGCUGGAACUACUGAUCAAGGCUAAAGAUGAGGAGAUUCAGAUGCUAAAGAGCCAGAAGUGUGGCCGAUGGGAAGCAGAGGGCGAGCGUGAGGAGACGCUGCAGAAGCUGCAGGAGCUGGAGGCAUGCAAUGCAGAACUGGAGCGACGCCUUCACCUUGCUGAGCAGACACUGGCAGAGACCCUGGCUGAGCGGGAGAAGAUUCAGAACGAGGUCACCAAGGUGGCAGAGAUAAUGGAUGUGAAGAUAUUUGAGCUCAGCGAGAUCCGUCAGGGACUAGCCAAGCUGGUAGAGAGCAACUGAGCAGCAGCACGCUCAAAGGAGACACCUCCCGAGGAGGGGAGCCCGAGCUGGGACUGGUCACUGACAGCAAUUACGGUCACAGAACAGCCUCGAGGUCUGUUCGGGCAGGAUACGCCAACAUACCAGCAGCUGCCUGGACAGUGUGGAGACCAGCCACAGCCACUUACUGCCCACUGAACACCCAGACGGAGGGCAGAGAGGACCUGAGCUCCUGAAUCCUCUACAGGGAGCAUCUACAAGUCAUGGCCAGACCUCUCUGGACCCUGCCAUGGCUGUGGCAGGGUCCAGAGACGGCCACUGUCCCCGUGCUGCCUUCCCAGCCUCCCUGCUGCCACACUGUGUCUCCAACGUUUUUACAGUUUUCUAGGGGAAGGGGCUGAGCAGCCUUUGCGGUUUUUCAGUAGUUUUUUAGGAAACCACUUGCCUUUUGCAAAUAAGCUGCCUGUUUCCCCACCUAGGGAGGGAGGAUAAGUUCUAGCACACCAAGGACAACAGUUGCUCCUGUUCCUCUUCCCCAGCCCUAACUACAUCAUGUCUUUCUAACAGGAUCCAGUAACAUUGGUCACUGUCAGGAGCUUCCAGAGGUAGCAGAGUCCCCACUGCAGAGAAGGGUGCUUGCCUGACUGUGUGUCCUUUCCACUGUUCAGUCGUGUCCUCCAGAGGAAAAGGAACUGCAGGUUUUAAAGCUCUUAUUAGUUUAACACAAUGGGAUUUAAUGACAUGUUAAAACUCCUUUAAGCUGAGAAGAGUAGAGGCUUGGUUGGGAAAGGGGCAUUUGAGAAAUGGGCCAUCCCUGAGGGGAUGGCCAACAAACUGCUAGAUUGGCAUCUCUCCCGGCCUCUAAGGGCUGCAGUUAAUUGAAAUUAAAUGGAGCAAAUCGCAGUUGCUCUUGGUUUCUUCUUUUUUUAUUGGGAAACAGUCCACAGAGAUGUCCUGCUCCGUGUCAGCCGAGCAGUAUUCCUUGUGAAGGGUACGGGCCCCAGCUUGCCGUGCUUGGCCAGAUUAAAUGAGAACAGGAGGCGUUUGGAGCACGCUGGGACCGGUGCCCUGCGGGGCCUGUGGGAAGUUUGUGAGUUAUCGUAGAUGUUGUCUAGUAAUAGGAAUUGAGCAAGGCCUGAGGGAGGCACCACAGAAACCUGGAAAGUUGUGUCCCCCCCACGGCGCCCGUUGCGCACCCGUAGUUGCCUAGGAGCAUGCUUAGCCCUGUGCUGAAUGACGAAGCAGUGUCUGUGUAGAAGUAGUUAUAACCUUACAGGAGUGUUGAUGGAUUUGCGUUUUGUUGUUGGUUUUUUUGCCCUCUUUGCCGCUGUAAGUUAGGCAAAGUCAGCAGUAAUCCUGGGAACGUUUCACAGGUCUGCAGAAACUCCGGUACGUAGCAAGCACUGGCUGCCCAGUACCGCCCUCUCCGCACCCAGCCGGACCUCGGCAGACCUGUGGAAAGGCAGCGCGGCUCCUCGGGGCCUGCCUCUCCUUUCACUCACCUGGUGACCACGAGAGGAGCCCACAGUUCCACGCACUGCCUGCAAGCCGGGGCAGGGUUAGGUCUGGCACCUUGGGAAUCCGCUGGAGUGGAGAACCGCUGGUGACUCUGUGCUGGAUUGUGUCUAGGCAAAGCCCUUCCCUCUCCCAGGGGUGAUGAGGAAACAUUGAGAUUUCCAGACCUUCAUAGCCAGGGAAGGGCUUUUCUGUUUUGGGGUUGAUUUUUUUUUUUUUUUUUGUUGCCUUUUUUUUUUUUGCAUGAAGUGUUCUCACAACUGUAUGGGACUGGAGCUACUGUAGUACUAUUUGUUUCAGGGUAUUUAAGAAGGGAAGGAAGUAACUGGGUGGCAAAAACUUCUAGGGACUUGUUUACCACCCCAUGCCAGUGUUCAUAUUUUAAUCCUACAGGAGCCUUCUUUUGAAAUAGAGAUCAGCUCCAAGAAAGGUGUGUUUGGUUUGCAUCUCUGUCACUGUAAU